Molecule: messenger RNA, 3104 nt
Organism: Polypterus senegalus (gray bichir)
Lineage: Eukaryota; Metazoa; Chordata; Cladistia; Polypteriformes; Polypteridae
Product: zinc finger protein 271-like
Exons: 4
Coding region: 119-2593 (824 amino acids)
Biological process (GO): regulation of transcription by RNA polymerase II
Cellular component (GO): nucleus
Molecular function (GO): RNA polymerase II cis-regulatory region sequence-specific DNA binding; DNA-binding transcription activator activity, RNA polymerase II-specific
Source: RefSeq, a predicted model, not a curated record
UGCUCGGAACGUGAAGACGCGGAAGUGAGCGUGGAGUGGAGUGGAACCAAAGGUUCACAGCAUACACCGAGAGAGACGGGGAGAGGAAGACCAAAGUGUAAUUUCCCAUAACUACUGUAUGGAUAUGAUGGAGGGGAUGGGAAUGGUGGACACGAAUGCCAUUGAGAUUAAGACUGUAAAUAUCAAACAGGAGGACUGUGAAUGGGAACAUGUGCUCCAUAAACAGGAGAGUCUGGUUGUUAAGGAAGAAGAGUGUGAGCAGGGAAUAGUGGCCAUUAAGGAAGAGGCAGAAGAGAAGCCUUCCAUCAUAGAGCAGUUCAAGAAAGAAGACCUUCAUUCACAGCCGGUUUGCCAGUCUGGAUGUGAAGAUGGAGAUGUGACAGGAUUAGUCUGCCCUCAGAGGAGAAACUGUGUAGCCCAGGAACAUUCUGUUAGUGUGAAGUCUGAGAUUUACUCAGACAUACAAACCAGUGAGGAAACAUCAAGGAUAAUACCAGAAUGUCAACCUUUAUCUACAAGUCAGAGUGGAGAAGAUAUUGGAGUGGGUUGUAGCUUUCCCCUAUCACUAUCUGCUCCGAAUUCUUUUCAAUACCAGAUACCGCAUGGUGAAAAUGCAAAGAAAUUGACCUCUGGAUCGGACAUUUUGACACCGGUGCAGUUGAGUUCUCUGCCUUUUGUGAAACAAAUGCCUGUAAUUAACACUGAACAACAGGAGUACAGUACAAAUUCAGAUGCCUUGUAUGUCUGCGAUGAGCAAAAGUUACAUUUUACAGGCGAAUCUGAACAAAAAGGUAAAUCCUUGAACUAUGCAAAGCAGAAGCCAUAUGGCUGCUCUGAAUGUGGGAAACAAUUUUCAAAAAAGGACCAUCUUCUGACCCACCAAAGAAUUCAUAAUGGAGAGAAACCCUAUGGGUGUUCUAAAUGUGGCGAAAGAUUCCGUUUCAAGAGCAGUUUUGAUGGCCACAUGAAUAAUCACACUGGAAAGAAGCCGUAUUGUUGUUCUGAAUGUAGCAAACAGUUCUCUUACCGGAGCAGCCUAAACAUUCACAUGAGAAAUCACACUGGAGAGAAGCCAUACGAAUGUUCUGAAUGUGGGAAGCGAUUUUCAAAAAGCAGCCAUGUUCAGAUCCACAGCAGAAUGCACACUGGAGAGAAGCCAUUUGUCUGUAGUGAAUGUGGGAAACAGUUCUGCUAUAGGAGCAGUCUUUACACUCACAUGAGUAAGCACACUGGAAAAAAGCCUCACACCUGUUCGGAAUGUGGGAAACGAUUUUUAAAAAGCAGCCAUCUGGAAAUCCACAACAGAGUUCAUACUGGAGAGAAGCUGUAUUGCUGUUCUGAAUGUGGCAAAAGAUUUGCAAACAUGAGUGGCCUUCAGAUCCACACAAGAAUUCACACUGGAGAGAAGCCGUACCGCUGUACAGAAUGUGGGAAGGAAUUCUCACAGAAAAGUACCCUUUGGAGGCAUGCAACAGUUCACACGGGAGAGAAGAUGUAUGCCUGUUCUGAGUGUGGCAAACGAUUCUCCAACUCAAGCUCCUUUCACAAACACAAAAGAGUUCACACUGGAGAGAAGCCCUAUUCUUGUUCCGAGUGUGACAAACGGUUCUCUCAAAAGAGCCACCUUGAAAGUCACUUUCGAAUUCACACUGGGGAGAAGCCCUACUGCUGCUCCGAAUGUGGCAAGCGAUUCACAAACAGUUGCAGUCUUUGGACCCACACAAAAUCUCACACGGGGGACAAGCAGUAUUCCUGUUCUGAAUGUGGGAAACAGUUCUCCACCAGUAGCCAUCUUCAGACUCACAAAAGAGUACACACCAAGGAGAAGCCAUAUGGCUGUCCUGAGUGUGGAAAACAGUUUUCAAGAAAAGACCAUCUGGCAACCCAUAAAAGAAUUCACACUGGAGAGAAGCCAUACUGCUGUUCUGAAUGUGGAAAACGAUUCUCCAGCAGCAGCAGUCUUAACACCCACAUGAGGACUCACAUUGAAGUGAAGCCCUACAGCUGCUCCGAAUGUGGUAAAGCAUUUUCAAAAAGAGACCAUCUUGAGACCCACACAAGAAUUCAUACUGGAGAGAAACCAUACUGCUGUUCUGAAUGUGGUAAGAGCUUCUGUGACCGAGGCAGUCUUAACACCCACACGAGGACUCACACUGGAGAGAAGCCAUAUUGCUGCACUGAAUGUGGGAAACAGUUUUCAAGGAGGAAUCACCUUCAGACUCACAAAAGGAUUCACACUGGUGAGAAACCCUUUCCCUGUUCUGAAUGUGGCAAACAAUUUUCCAAAAGAGACCAUCUGGAGAUCCAUAAAAGAAUUCACACAGGCGAGAAGCCGUAUUCUUGUUCUGAUUGUGGAAAAAGAGUAUCACAAAUGAGCCAUCUCCAGACCCACAAAAGAAUCCAUACAGGAGAAAGACCCUAUUGUUGUUCUGUGUGUGACAAGAGAUUCUCAACCAUGAGCCAUCUUCAGACCCACGUACGAAUUCAUACUGGAGAGAAACCAUACAGUUGUAUUGAAUGUGGCAAAAGAUUCUCUGACAGGAGCAGUCUUAACAGCCACAAGAGAACUCACAUUGGAGAGAAAUGGAAAUAGAAACUAUGGAAAACACAAUAAAUGUGGAAUGUGCCGAUUUGCAAGGUAGUGAUUGCUGAAAGUUUUAUAUCCUGUGACAGAUAGUGGGCGUCACUGAGCCUCAAGCCUCGGAAACAACUGACACACAGAACAAACAGAUGCAUUUAUUACAAAAUAACUCGCAACAGGUUUCUUUAAGGUCACACAAGUACCAGUAAACACAGUAGUCUUCUUGCUUUCCUCCUUCCAUCCCGUCUCUGUCCAUCCACUUUAAAGAAAGUCAUCUGACCUUCUGCGGUAUGUCAGACCUGAGUGUAAUUCUGGUACCAGGACUUAACCUGAAGCAAGGACUCCGGGUCUGGGCGAAGUCCUGUAAAGUAAACCUCAUGAAUCCCUGUAGCACACCUUAGCGACUCCCAUGAAACCCAGCAGGGUGGACUCUCAGCACAAUUCCCAUCAUGCCCUGCAUGGUUUCCCAUGUGGUUACUGGGAUGCUACCACCUAGUGAAUGGAGGAUGAAAAUAUCCAAAUU